Onthophagus taurus is the source of this 4205-nucleotide messenger RNA. The record is from RefSeq and is a predicted model, not a curated record. Lineage: Eukaryota; Metazoa; Arthropoda; Insecta; Coleoptera; Scarabaeidae.
UUACAGUCAAGAUCGCAUUCAAAAGAAAUUUGAAAGUUCGUUAAACCAUACUCAAGAAGCAAAGAACAAUCUCAAAGAUUCUGAUGAACUUCUCCAAAAUGCAACGUUAAAUCUAAAGAAUGCCAAAGAUUUAUACUCAAAUUUAUCAAAUUAUCUAGAUUCAAUCGAAGUUCCAAUAAAAGAUUUCGAGAGUAUGAAUGAUUAUACAGAACAGCAACUUUUUUCAUUAGAGGAUAGACUUCCCAAAGUUUUCGACCACGCAGCAAAUUUAUCAACGCGAGCAGAAGAACUCAAUAAUAUCCUACAUGAAACGGAAGGAACGUCGGCAAAUGCAAUAAGAGCCGCUAAUGCUUAUAAUGAUAUAGUAACCGCUAUAGAAGAAGCAUUUGCUGCUGCAGAAGAAAGCAAAGAAUAUGUUACUAACGCAUCAACGGCAAGAGAAGCUUUAAAUAAAAAAGUUGCCAAUGCAACAGAUAAUGCUUCAGAUUUAUUAGAUGAUGUUUAUGCAACUAAACAGAAUAUUCAAAAAGAACUUGAACCGAAAUUAUUAGAAUCUCAGAUUAAAUCUCGAAAAAUACGUUCUAUUCAUGAUAAGAAUGUUGAAAAAGUAAAAGGUAUCGAAGAUUUUAUUAAAAAUUACCCUUCGCAAUCAGUCGAUGGUCUUUUAAUUGAUGCUUUGGAUACUACAAAUACAGCAGAUGUUGAAACUCAGGAUAUCUUAAAACAAAUCGGGAGCAAUUAUAAUGAAGUUCCUCAUGAAACCAACGCUGCUAAAGAAUUACCAAAGAAACUUCAUAAUGCUAAUCAAGGAAUUGAUCAAGUUAAGCAACAAUUAAAUGAUAUUAAUGAGAAAUUACCGGAAUUGAUCGAAAAAUUAAAGAAAUAUCCUACGCAACCAAGCGACUUAGGUGCUAUUUCAGACAAUUUACAAGAUAAAAUUAAGAAAUUAAAUCGGCAAAUCGCUUUGGCAAGAGACAUAGCUAAUCGAAUUAAAGUUGGAUUAAGAUUUGAACGUAACACUACUUUAGAAUUACGUAACAUCGAAUCACUUCCAGAUCUUGCAACUUCCACUUACAUUUCUGGAUACUUCAAAACCAAAGAAAAAAAUGGAUUACUUUUAUAUUUGGGAAAUGAAGUUGGAACGAAUUUAAGAAGAACGACAACUGAUGAUUUCAUGGCUCUCGAAAUCGAAAACGGUUAUCCAGUUUUAACAAUAGAUCUUGGAGUUCGAGCUGAAAGAAUAGUUAAUCCGAAAUACGUCGCUGAAGACAUUUGGUAUCAAUUUAUCAUUGAACGUACUGGGUUAAAUGCAAAAUUAAUAAUUCGAAAAGAUCGCAGAGAUGGCACGGUUGAAGAAACGGUACAAGAAUACGUUUUGGACGGACCUUACACAAUUUUCAAUGUCGAUAGAAACCAAACAAAACUAUUUGUGGGAAGUCAUCCACCAGAAUUCCGAAUACAAGAUAGUAUCAGACAGAGUUCUUUUGAAGGUGAAGUUGAAGAUUUGGUUAUUGGUGAUACACCAGUGUCUUUAUGGAACUUUAAUAGUGGAUUUGAGAAUCACAGGGGUGCUUAUGAAAGGGAUAGAUUGAAAAAUCUUCACCCUAGUACGGGAUGUAGAUUUAACGGAGAAGGUUACGUUUUAGUCGACGCCAGAACAACUCAAUCGAUUAAUAAACGUUCUGACAUUCAAUUAAGAUUUAAAACUUUUGCAACAACAGGUUUGUUAUUCCUGUACGGCAAGGAAAGGACGUUUAUUGCUUUGGAAAUUCGAAAUGGAAAAGUUCUUUACAAAUAUAAUUUAGGAUAUGGAAUAAAAGUUUGGUCAUCACCAAACACUUAUAACGACGGUAAUUGGCAUUUAAUUAGUGCCCGCCGAGAUGGAUCCAAAAGCGUUUUAACAAUAGACGACGAACCAAUAGAAGACGUAACCCCAAGUGUGGGGGGAACCACUUUAGAACAAGCAGAUUAUCUCUUCUUUGGUGGUUAUCCGGGUACUCAUCACUUCAUUGAUGUAACCAAUACCGAUUUUGACGGAUGUAUUGAUAAUGUUAUAAUGAGAAAUCCGAUUGAUUUGAAUCAAAACGUCCGGGCAUAUGGAGUAACACCAGGAUGUCCUGUUAAAUUUGCGAGAUUGGUGUCGUUCUCAAAAACGAAACCGAGAGCUUAUAUGGAAGCGGGACCGGUCUAUGUUAAUAAUGAUUUUAAGAUGACACUUAAAUUCAAAACUAAAGAAAAAGACGGUUUAAUAUUCUACGCCACAAAUAGGGAACAAUCCGAUUCUGUUUCUUUGGCAUUGAAAAACUCUAAAUUAAUUUUAAUUAGCCAAAAUAUUGAACUGAGCUUUAACGAUAAUUAUAAUGAUAGCGAAUGGCACGUUGUUAGUAUUAGACAUAACAGCACUGCGUUAAGGAUUGAUUUGGAUGAUUAUGAUUUUAGAGAAAUUAAUCCUGAUGCACCUCCAAAACCGUUACAUAUAACGUAUGGUCAAUUAUUCAUUGGCGGUGUUCCUGAUGAGUACAUUAUCAAAAAAAGAAACGCAGCAACGGAUAAAUCAUUCGUAGGUUGCAUCGGCGAUGCUACAUUAAAUGGAACAAUUGUCAACUUUGCAAAUUCCACUAAUAAACUAGGUGAUAAAUUGGGCAAAUGUAUUUUAGAUGAACGUGACGAUAUAAGUUCAAUAGAUCAUACAGUUCCACCUUUACCACCUCUUCAUGAGUUACCAAAGGUAUCAACGGCGUUACCUGAGAUCCAAACUUUAGAUCCAUACAAUGAAGAUCUUGCGAAAAGUGGACGAGGCGAUGGCGGACAAGAUGCAGGACGAGAUAGUGGCGAAGUGGAACCAAUAACUGACGCACCCGAUCACGACGUAGUUCCUCCAGAUGAUGACUUCGAGUCUACGGAGGCAACACCUGUUACAUCACGUAUACCUUAUCCUCCACGCACUGUUCCACAGCCUGGAAUAUAUGAGCCGACUUGUGCAUUACCUUUGCAUCCGGUUAUGACGGAAAUUAAUGAGGUUUACGGACCAUUCAAAUUUGGAAGCGCCCCUGAAAGUAGAAUAGAAUAUGAACAACCCAGAGGGAAAUACAAGAAACAGUACGAAUUUAUGGUUGAAUUUAAAACACAAGCUACAAACGGAUUAAUUUUUUAUGCCUCAAAUCCUGACAAUUCUCAUUAUGUUGCGUUGUACAUGCAAGAUGGACAUCUUAUUCAUAAAUUUGAUGGAGGAACUGGUCCAGCAUUUAUGAAAACUGAUUUAACUUAUAAUGACGAUCAAUGGCAUAAAGUUGUUUUCACCAGAAAUAAUUCUGUGGGUUCUCUAAAAGUUGAUGGAGAUUCUUUCAGUUCAAACACUAGUCAACCUACGAUUAGAGUCGAUAUAGGUGCACCAUUUAUGCUCGGCGGAUUUUCACCAGAAAAAAGAAGCUUUAUUACGGACACUACGAAUAUCGAAGAUAACUUCCAAGGUUGUUUAAAGAACUUUGGAAUGAAUAGUAAACCCAUGGAGAAACCGGUUUCGCAUGCGAUUGAAUCCUGUACUGAUGGUACAGAAGAAGGAACUUUCUUCCAAGGCGGUUACAUCUCGUUGAAAAAUAAAUUCAAAGUUGGACUCGAAAUGGAAAUCAAAAUGGAUAUUAAGCCACGAAAUGUCACAGGACUUUUAGUCGCUGUACAUGGCAGAAAAGAUUUCUUAGUUCUUGAAAUGGUAAAUGGUGUUUUAAGAUUUACAGUUGAAAAUGGACGUGGUCCUAUUACCACUUCUUUUGAACCGGAUAGUAGACACUAUUUAUGUGAUGGUAAAUGGCACUCAAUUCAAGCUGUUAAAUCAAAAAGUGUGGUGACAUUAUCAGUUGAUAAAACGUUCACGGAACCUGGCAUAGGUGAUCAUCGAGCGUCUUCAACUGAUACUGGAGGUGUGCUAUUUUUGGGUAGUCACCGUUUAUUAACGAAAGCACGGGGUAUAGUUACCAGAAAACCAUUUUAUGGCUGCAUGAGGAAUGUGGCGAUUAAUAAUCAACCAGCUACAAUAUUGCAGAAUAUGAAAACGGGCGAUGUUACUAUUGGAUCUUGUCCAAUGAAUUAAUUAGAUUUAAGGUUUAACAAUAAAGUUUUGUAUCUUUUAUAUAUCUUUGCUUUCAUUACUUUUCUAUAAUCUUCUUGUCUCAUUUCUUUGUUUAUUCAAAUAAAAUAUGUUAAACUCA